AUUUGUGCGCAUGCGUCACAAUUUCCAAGAUGUCUUCUUCCUUGGACCUACGACAAAAACUGAAUCAACUACAAAUUAGCAUUCAAGAUGAAAACAGAGCGAGGAAAGAGAGGCCUUCUAUUGAUUUUAAUUUAGAAUCACCUAAAAUGCCUCGGCAGAGGCCAGCUCUUCAACUAAAUCACAAUGGAGGGUUAUCACCGCACGCAAGGAGGGACAAGAAACAAGUACAAAUGCCGCUAACAUGUGGACCUAUCAACAGAAGUACAAUAGACGGGCCUGAAAUUGACAGGAAGUUGCAGGAAAUAAUGAAACAGACUGGACUUUUGACAACAGAGGGCAAGCGUUAUCACAUCAAUGUGGAGAGUCUUGAGUCGAUAGGGGAACUUGGUUUUGGAAGCUGUGGCCAUGUGAUUCGUAUGAGGCACAAGGAGAGCGGUACAAUACUAGCGGUCAAGCAAAUGCGGAGAUCCGGAAAUAAAGAGGAGAACAAGAGAAUUCUAAUGGACUUGGAUGUUGUACUCAAAAGUCAUAAUUGCCCUUUCAUCGUGCAAUGCUUAGGGGCCAUAGUAACGCCUGUAAGUAUACACCAAGGUCAUAGGUCAUUUGUCUUUCGUUAAUCCAAUGUGUCCGCC
Molecule: messenger RNA, 632 nt
Organism: Strongylocentrotus purpuratus (purple sea urchin)
Lineage: Eukaryota; Metazoa; Echinodermata; Echinoidea; Camarodonta; Strongylocentrotidae
Product: dual specificity mitogen-activated protein kinase kinase 7-like
Exons: 5
Coding region: 30-617 (195 amino acids)
Biological process (GO): protein phosphorylation
Molecular function (GO): protein kinase activity; ATP binding
Source: RefSeq, a predicted model, not a curated record